AUGCAGGACUGGUACAACCGACACGGGAGGAAGACAGGCGAGGACAUAUGGAUGGCUAUUUGUAAAGAAAAGUGUACAUCAGCGAACUGUCGGCAAAUCGACGUAGAGAGCGUGGUGAAGUACCUGGACAGUAUCGGUGGCUCAGACUACAAACUGAAGACGUUGAUGACCGGAGGGCAGCCCGUAACACAG
Messenger RNA from Candidula unifasciata, 192 nucleotides. The record is from the annotation of a GenBank genome assembly. NCBI's taxonomy places the organism in Eukaryota, Metazoa, Mollusca, Gastropoda, Stylommatophora, Geomitridae.